CGGAGACAUCCGGUAAACGCAACUCGACGCGGAAGUAAAAACGGAAAGUAGCACCAGCUUGUUGCUAAUGGAGGGUGCUAGCAAAAUGGAAUUAUUAAAGCAAGGCGCUGAAGCGCGGAUAUACAAAACUAUAUUUUUAGGGAGGCCGACAAUUGUAAAAGAAAGAUUCCAAAAACGUUACAGACAUCCAGUUCUGGAGGAAAAACUCACGCACCGAAGGACGGUCCAAGAAGUUCGAGCCAUUCUUAGAUGUCGGAGAGCAGGCAUAUGUGCUCCUGCGGUCUACUUUGUGGACUACACGUCUCACCGCAUCUUCCUGGAGGAAAUCCAAGAUAGCUCCACAGUGUGCGAGCACAUCGCCUCGUCCUGCGCUGCCGACAUGGCCCUGGAGGGUCUGGCUGAGAAAAUGGGUCAGAUGUUGGCCAGAAUGCACGACGAGGACGUGGUCCACGGAGACCUGACCACGUCCAACAUGCUGCUGAGACGUCCUGAUGGACACGCAGAAACCGAGCUGGUCCUCAUCGACUUCGGUCUCAGUUCCAUCUCGGCUCUUCCAGAAGACAAAGGUGUGGAUUUGUAUGUGCUGGAAAAAGCCUUCCUCAGUUCUCAUCCCAACACAGAAGAAAUAUUCAGCAGGAUGCUGAAGAAAUACGCAGCUUCUUCCAAAAAGUCUGCAGCCGUCCUAAAAAAGCUGGACGAGGUUCGAUUAAGAGGUAGAAAACGAUCCAUGGUUGGAUGACAAGGAACUUUUAUUCUUAUUACUUAAUCACAAGACCACAACAGUCAUAACUGUACAAAUAUCAUAUUCAGUUGCAGAUUCUGUUUCAUGUCUUAUUGUUUAUGUAAUCAUUAUGUAAUACAUCUGAAAAUAUUACUUUUUAAAAGCAAAUUGUACAAAUGUAAUCAUUUCACUAUGAAUAAAAAAAGGCACAAUACUA
Messenger RNA from Nerophis lumbriciformis (worm pipefish), 938 nucleotides. RefSeq names its product TP53 regulating kinase (gene tp53rk). The record is from RefSeq and is a predicted model, not a curated record. Gene Ontology annotation, biological process: protein phosphorylation. Lineage: Eukaryota; Metazoa; Chordata; Actinopteri; Syngnathiformes; Syngnathidae. Gene Ontology annotation, molecular function: ATP binding; protein serine/threonine kinase activity. Gene Ontology annotation, cellular component: cytosol; EKC/KEOPS complex; nucleus.